This is a messenger RNA of Penicillium angulare, 453 nucleotides long. RefSeq lists its product as uncharacterized. The transcript has 2 exons. The coding region runs from base 1 to 453 and encodes 150 amino acids. The record is from RefSeq and is a predicted model, not a curated record. Lineage: Eukaryota; Fungi; Ascomycota; Eurotiomycetes; Eurotiales; Aspergillaceae.
AUGGUCGAGUGGCCUCCAUACACACCCGCAACUUCGCUCGGCAUCGAGUUAGCUAUCAUCUUCGUGUUUAUAGCUGCAAUGAUCGGGACAAUAGCUAUCUAUACGUUUUUCUGGAAAAUUCACCAACGCCGCAACCACGAAGAACAUCUUGCUCGACGCAAAGCAUUUCAAAGCCGUGCAGGCUGCCGUGCAAACGAAUUUAACUUUGAUCUCCAGCUAGGCCAUAUAGCAACUGUUACUUCUGGCGCAAGUAUGGAGGGUAUCUCGAAUGAAGGCACUCUUGUUGGUUCUCCGUCUGGAUGGUCGGGAUGGGAGACUGGGGCUGGGGCCGUUCAUGAGAAGAUGUUGGAUAGGGGUGUUCCGUCGGAGAAUAUGAUUGAAUUGCCGACUCAUGGGAUGGAGUUUGUUUCUGCCAAUCCUAGGAGGGGUGUGGAGUGGAAGGAUCGGUGGUAG